This is a messenger RNA of Racocetra fulgida, 154 nucleotides long. The record is from the annotation of a GenBank genome assembly. NCBI's taxonomy places the organism in Eukaryota, Fungi, Glomeromycota, Glomeromycetes, Diversisporales, Gigasporaceae.
CAGACAAAAUAAAAUCUCUGCAGCGAUUAAUAAAUUAAACAAUCAACCUGCUGGUCAUAAACACCCAAGUGUAAAUAGUGUGAUGAAGAAUUUUAGGAUUCCUGAAACUACCCUUCGACGUGCGGCCAAGAAUGGUAUUCCUCCUAAACGCUAG